AAUUAAAAAAGGGUGUCUACACUGCAUUGCGUCAACACAAAUGACCUAAACAACACAGAAACAGGUUAAAAGUUUAUUUUAGUCGCUCAAAAACAUAUUUUUAACAUAUUAUUUUUUGCAUUUUAGAGAUCUGGCAGAAAUUUAUGUUAAUUUUGGUAUUAUGUUUUCUUAAAAACGCAAGACUAAUUUCCCGCUCUGUGAUUGGCUUAAACUGGCCGUUGUUUUUCAAUCAACCAACAGCAAAGGGAAGAGGAGCGAUUCAAUAACGACUUUGAUUUUCUACAGCAAAAUCAAUCAAUGGCUUUUGCUCAACGAGUAAAGUCAUCACAGGUGACUCAGUUGUUGCCAAAUGAGGUGGUCACCGAACAACAGUCAAUUGUUGUCGUGAAGAAGCUUUUGGCCAUUGCAGUUUCUGCCAUUACAUACCUCAGAGGGAUAUUCCCAGGAAAAGCCUAUGGGACCAAAUAUGUGGAAGAUCAGCAGGUGAUGAUCCUUACAGGGGGGCGGAGCUGUCCCGGUGCUGAUCAAAUAAUUGAUUGGAUGCAAGGCUGCUUUGAUGCCAUCCAGAAGAAAUUUCUGCGGACAGUCAUCAUGUCUAUUUACAAUGACCCAGAGAACCCCCAGAAAGUGACUGAGUAUUACCAGUUUAGGAUCCAGUACACUUCAAACGGAGCUCAUAUGGAUUUUGAAAGCAACAGCAACCAGAAGUUGUCAACGACAACGUAUGGAAACACUAAGAAAGCCAGCAUCCUGCUGGUGAGGAAGCUCUACACCCUGAUGCAGAACCUGGGCCCUCUGCCUGAAAACGUUUGCCUCAACAUGAAGCUGACCUACUAUGAUGACGUCACCCCUCAGGACUACCAGCCGCCCGGCUUCAGGGAGGCUGAAGGCGACGUUCUGGAAUUUGAAAAGGAACCGGUCAAGCUGACCAUGGGUGAGGUGACCACCCCCUUCCACUGCGUGAAGUUUGACAUGGCCACAGAAAAGCACAGACUAGAGCAGGUGGAGGAGAGCAUCUCUGUGGAGGACAAGUGGGUCAUGAAGAUCGAGGAGGGCGGAGUCCUGACAGAGAGUUAUGUGUCCAAAGAAGAUGAGGAGCCUGACAACAAGAACACAGAGAUGGACAUCGAUGAGAAUCAGAUGAUUUGUCCAGAGAAGAUUGAAGCCAAUGAAGAAGCCACAGAGAUGGACACUUCAGUGAAGAAAAGCUCUGAUCUGGAGGCGAACCUGAAGUGGACUAGGAGUGGACGUGUGAUCAAAACCACAUCGGAAGCGAAGUUGACUGUGGACACCAAGCAGGCGAAAGCAGUAAAGGACAAAACGGUUUCUCAGUACAAAAUCCUCAGCAGCCAGGAGUCUGCAGACGACUCUGCGCUCAAGAACAAGAAGCGCAAAUUCAGCGAGCCCAAAGAUCGCUUCUGACCUGACUGCCAGCCCGCGCCGGUGUCCACCUGUUCACAUGGUUUUGUGUUGGAAACGACUUUGUUUUGGUGGUUGACAAAUGUAGCUGUUUCAUUUGCAUGAUUUUGGAGUUUUUAAACACCUGUAUUGCUGGAAAAGGAUUUUAUAAAUAAUCAGAUGUUUGAUUUUUAACAGUUAGGUUUGUUUUGAGUUUCUGCACAUUUCAAUAAAGUGCAACGAACAGUUG
Oryzias latipes (Japanese medaka) is the source of this 1648-nucleotide messenger RNA. It is a transcript of the gene hormad1, whose product is annotated as HORMA domain containing 1. The record is from RefSeq and is a predicted model, not a curated record. NCBI's taxonomy places the organism in Eukaryota, Metazoa, Chordata, Actinopteri, Beloniformes, Adrianichthyidae.